Paramisgurnus dabryanus is the source of this 1003-nucleotide messenger RNA. RefSeq names its product tumor necrosis factor receptor superfamily member 13B. Gene Ontology annotation, cellular component: plasma membrane. NCBI's taxonomy places the organism in Eukaryota, Metazoa, Chordata, Actinopteri, Cypriniformes, Cobitidae. The record is from RefSeq and is a predicted model, not a curated record. Gene Ontology annotation, biological process: negative regulation of B cell proliferation; hematopoietic progenitor cell differentiation; B cell homeostasis.
CAGAAACCUAACUACAGACCACCCAAUGUCUCCAUUCUCAGUCAGGGUAUUUUUCAGGGAUUAAUAAAUGGCACAAAGUUGUACAGAGGGGAAGUAUUUGGACGUGCUGCUGCGAGAGUGUAUGCCCUGCAGCAUGCGCUGUAAUGUUUCAGGGAUUCCCACACGCUGUUCAGAAUACUGUGUGGGCUGGAGAUGCAACGAGGUGUCUGGCCAGUUUUAUGACAGAUUGCUGAAGAAGUGUUUGAAGUGCUCAGAGCUGUGUGGCAGUCACCCACCGCAUUGCUCAGGGGUGUGCAAGAGCACAAAUGCAGUGACCGUGUCACAGAGACCUAACGGUGUGUCUGCAGUACAGUCGAUCAGCACAGGAGGGCACCCGACAGCUCGAGCAGAGCUUUACUCAGAGCUGCUGCUGUAUUCACUGCUGGGUCUCUGUAUAGUUGUGCUCACGUGCACAUUGACUGCAGCCAUACUGGUUCUCCUGAAGAGAGCAAAGGGACACCAGCAGGAGCACCAGAAGCCAAAUAAACAUGGACAAUCAUCUGAAGAUUCUCUGAUGGCUCGGGAAGAUGAUGUCUCUCAGGAGGGCAGUGUGAAUCAGGACAGACCGAGGGCGACAGAAACCUGUGCUUAUUGCUUCUCUGACCACACGAGGGCGCCACACGUGCUUUACCAGCAGGCCGUACCUCAGCAGACACCACCCGCGUGUCAGGACAGCCGUCGCCAUGACAACGGGCUGCUCUAUCAUCCGGCUAACGCUAAUUAUGACAAGAGAAGAUCCUUCCGAAUUAUAUGUUCACCUACACAAACAAGCAUGUGAAUAUUCAUAUCUGCCAUUUAAAUAUCUGUGCGGGGGAAGAAACAGAAAGUAAACGUAUGUUUGGUUGUUUAUUAAAAACUGAUUGGUUGCAAUAGUAAAUAUGUACUGAACACGUUUCCUCUUUAAUUCCUAUGGAAAAUCAAACUUAAAUUCGUUUUAAGAAACUUUGCAUUUAAUAAAGCACUG